Myzus persicae (green peach aphid) is the source of this 2186-nucleotide messenger RNA. RefSeq lists its product as uncharacterized. Bases 303 to 1421 code for a protein of 372 amino acids. Lineage: Eukaryota; Metazoa; Arthropoda; Insecta; Hemiptera; Aphididae. The transcript has 5 exons. Gene Ontology annotation, biological process: sensory perception of taste. Gene Ontology annotation, cellular component: membrane. The record is from RefSeq and is a predicted model, not a curated record.
GGAAAAAGCACUCGAAAUCGUACACCUCUGCUCACGUCUAGUGGCAGCCGACCAUUACAAUAAUGACAAUAAUAUAACGUCUUCGUGGUGAUAUAGAACAUAUCGAUUGUGGAAUCCGAAGUUCCGUACCACUAAAAAGUACCUACCCAAGCUGUUAAUUGGUAUACGAAAAGUGACUACCAUUCCGAUUUGAAGUCUCAGCGUUUGAAACGGCAUUGUUUUUUGUAUUCAAAAGAUAUUCGUGCAAAACUGUAGCAAAUUUCAACCAGAGUCCGCAGUAUUUUGCGUUCGACGCCAUCGGCAUGAACUUUCAGACCGUGUUGCUGUUGGCCAUCAUCCCUGUACAACUGUACUUGGUGUUCGACGAGGUCCAGUUAAUGUGGGUUGACGACGACAGGACCAUCCAUUUGCAUUCUGUGUCGACGGACAUGAUCGGCGCGAUCAGCAUUUUGCUGACGGCCAUGUGCAGCGUCCGACUGCGGCACAUCCAGCAUUCGCUGAGCCGCGUGCAACGGUCACUCCAAAUCAAAGUCGACAACCGUGGUCAACAAGCCGACGUUGUCGCGGUCGGCCACUGGUCAAUCAAAUACCGGACCCGUUGUUGGCUGGUUCCGGCAGUGAUCAUGUUCGGUUACCUCAAGUACGGUCGGCUAAUGGAGCACGGCGAGAAGACCGCUCAGUCGGGUAUCGUGGCGUUGCUUAGCACGAUAUCGUUAGCCGGCAACUAUUACGUGACGCUCAUGUUUGUGGAUCACGUGUUUUUCGUUAAAAGAGUGUUGAACAAACUGAAUGUCCAGGUAACGGAUGCAUUCGGCUCGGUUUCGGCAUCGUUUCUGUCGGGAUUCUCCGUGUCUGCCGCACGACUCGCGUACCUGGACAUAUGCGACGUUUGCACAACGCUGACGAGAGCGUUCCAAACGCAAUUGUUCCUCAACAUCGUGGGCAACGUGUUUGGCGUCACGUUCAUGAUGCUCUCCGCGUUUAACACGCUCAUGUCCGACGGCGCGGACACCAUCCGAAUCACGCUGUACUGCCUGUACGAAUCUCUGAUACGCAUGCUGCAGAUGUACUUCAUCAUUGACGCUUGCCAUACGGCCGUCGAACAGGCGAAUUCCAUUAAUAUCACAUUUCAAAAGAAAAUUAAUGAAUAUCAUCAAGUAAACCUCACAAAGAGAAAGGUACAACUAUUCAUUUUGGAGAUGUUGGAUCAUAAAAUAGAGUUUGUUAUUUACGGUUUUAUUUGCCUGGACUUUGAAAUGUUUGUAUCGAUAAUAGGUACCAUAGCUACGUAUUUUUUGAUUUUGGUACAAUUAGGAUCUUCACCUGAUGUCUUGGUACAAUCGUUUAACGUAACGUCAACAACAACAACAAUGACACCCGGUGCAUUCAAAACAAAAUCAAAUUAUACUACUCGCACUUGAAUAAAACAAUUUCAUAAAAAUGAAUGUAUUUUAAAUUUUAGAAUGUAAUAUGUUGGCUGUUUUUAAAAUGUAUUUUAUUGACAUAUUAUAAUUACAAAAUAUGGCACGCAUACUAAUCACGGUAACCAUUAAGUUGGGUAUCUUUAGAAAAAUAAAAAUAAAAUAACGGUAUACUUUAGGUAUAAUUUGGCAAACAUUUGUGUAUACUAUAUUAGGUAUAUUAUAAUUUAAAUUACACUAAAAUAAUUGUUACUAUUGAUUCACAUUUAAAAACGCUAAAAUUAGUAUGUUUUCAUAUUUGUUUAACAUUAACCUUAAGCCUAUGCAACUAAGAGAAUAAUAACAAGGUUUUUAGAUCUGAUUUUCCAGGUUCAUUGUUGAAGGCCACAAUUACUGUAGCAUUAUUACAUUUGACGUUUGUCCUUUGAUUAAAAACAUAGGAAACUGUCAAACAGUGUUAAUGAUUUACAUUUAACUAUUGCAACCAAAAAACUUUCAAAUAUAAUUAUAUAAGUAUCACGAUCGUGAUUUGAAAAUUAAAAAAAAGCCACAUGAAUAAUAUUGUUAUUUGUUAUAAACUUAUCCAAUGACACCGAUUUAGAUUGAAGUAUUAAACCAUUGUACAAUUAAAUAAUAUAGGUGUAUUGCACUAUUGCAGUAUGUAUUAUGUUUAUUUAAUAAAUAUUUUGUUUAGAUAUGACAUAUCCACAUAUCAUACAUAAUCUAAUGUAUCCACUAUAUAUACUUAUUAUAAGUUAUGUGCUC